Fusarium fujikuroi IMI 58289 is the source of this 1311-nucleotide messenger RNA. RefSeq lists its product as uncharacterized. The transcript is spliced from 2 exons. Lineage: Eukaryota; Fungi; Ascomycota; Sordariomycetes; Hypocreales; Nectriaceae. The record is from RefSeq and is a predicted model, not a curated record. Bases 1 to 1311 code for a protein of 436 amino acids.
AUGGCAUCUAUUACUGAAAAAUGGGUUCGCUACCUUCGGAACCGCGAUAGCCGGGGGAAAGAGAAACUGGAAUCCCUCGUGGCUUGUGAACAUCCUUCAUCUUCUUCCAAAUGUCGCUCAGAGCUAGAGGACAAAGACAACUGUCGCCCACAGCACAUAGAACGCCCCCAGCAAGUGCCCCCGCCUCCAGUUAACAACCGUAUUUCUCUCGUGUCCAAAGUCAAUACUGUCUAUUCACGCCUGGUAAAUGUGGAAGAAGUAUGCACCCAAAUCGGACAAGGCCAGCCCAGAAACAGUGAAAGAAAUCCGGAUCUCAACCUCGAGCAGUGGGUGGCCCUCCAGGCUAUCCAUCGUACGCUCUUGCACGAGCAUAAUGAGCUCCCCGUCGCCUUUUCACCAAUCAGUCCGGAACUGCGCCACCUCAGAAAGAUAGCCCAUGAUCAUUCACUCCAGUCGCGUAGUUUGCGGAGAUUCAGCGACUGUCUGCUUCCUCUUCUCAAACGCGAGCAAGACUUGGAAUCAGCACGACAAUGGCUAGAGCUCAUGAAAUCGUCUUCUUCACUCCUUGAAAUACUUGGGAAGAAUGACUUGCUCGUCACCUACGAAGAAAUGACCCUUAUGAACUUGAUCGACCAGAUUGAAGCGAUGUUGGAGAGAUUGAAACAAUGGUUUAGGUGCAGAUACGAGGACUUGAGCCGCAAGAAAGAUGUGACAGAGGAACAAGGUCUUUCUGAGCCCAUCUUUGAGUUUCCUAAUAACAUCAGGCACACUUGUACGACAAUGCCAUGGACAAUUUUCCCAGCACUUUUGGUACUCUGGGGUGUCUGUUGGAUGUUCAUCAUCGGUUCUAGCCAACCUGAGCCUGAAUGGGGCAAUGCUACUGACCCCACUAUCUCGCCCUUGCCGGCUGCUUAUGACUUUCACGCCGACUUCUAUGGUAUUGGAAUUGAAGAGGGACCUCAAGGAUCGGUUGCAGAUAGCUCCGACAACAGACCGUAUGUCAAUCAUGAUACUUUGGAAGACCUCUUCCCUGGAGACGGCCAGUCAAUGAGUGACCUGAUCCAUCCAUUGACAUUUGUCGGAGAUAUCCCUCUAGAUCCAAACUUUCUGAGUACGGACAUGACGUCGCAUAGUGAUUCGGGAAACAUGGAACUGGCGGCGCAAGAUACGGCCGAGAUAUUGCCGGCCGCCGCCAUGGAAGACUCUACUCUUAGGGCUUGCAUCAGUGCCGGUGAUGGUGGGGAGAGGGAUGACACAGGUAGUGCCGACAGCAGUAGCUAUGGCCAUCGAACGAUUAACUCAGAUGAGUGA